Molecule: messenger RNA, 267 nt
Organism: Oppiella nova
Lineage: Eukaryota; Metazoa; Arthropoda; Arachnida; Sarcoptiformes; Oppiidae
Source: the annotation of a GenBank genome assembly
AUGCCAUUCAUAAAUGCAGUUAAGGCUACCGGCGACGCGCCUAUUAUGAAGAAGAAGAACUGGAAGGUCGACUCAAACCGUACCAUUGGAUGGAUCAAUGAGUUCAUUAAGAGAUAUAUCAAACUCGAAGCCAACGAAUCGCUGUUUCUGUACGUAAACCAGACGUUCAGUCCCUCUCCCGACCAAACCGUUCGCAAUCUUCUCGAGUGCUUCGGAUCCGACGGAAAGUUAGUCUUAUAUUACGCUAAAUCCCAGGCCUGGGGCUAA